UGCAGACAGGUCCAAAAGGCGCAUGGUGGCACCGUGGCACCAUUCUUCAAACAUUCGUCGACGGGGUUUUGAGUUUAGCGCCAAGUUCCCAGUCCACCUGGAAAAUGAUCGAUUAAAUGCGACAGGUAGCAAACACCUCUUUCCACCCUGCUGCCAUACCUUUUAUGCAACGACAUGCCCUUCGCACGACUUCAAGGCUAAUAUGAAGCUGUGCACACAGUCAUUUGGGCCAUUGCACCCUCGCUUCUCCAGCCAGAGACGCCAGAUCUAGCAACCGAUCCCAUCCCUCCCCGCCAUGCCCGUAUACAUGGUCCACGGCUUCCGGUGGCCACGCGCCGGCUUCACCGGUAUCCGAGUCUACAUCGUUCUCCACAAUCUGGAAGACGCUACAGCGGAAUACGUCCAGCAACCGGCGACAAGUCGACUGCUUACCGAAUGCUUCAAGAAGACGGAUCCUGAUAUCGUAGCUCGUCUGCCGGACCUACGAUUCAUCGAGCAAUAUGACCCCGAAGACACUGAUAGCGCAACCGCUGUCAGCCAGCCCUAUGCCUACGUCGCAGCGAAGGUGAUCACACUCUCGGAACCUGGUGCUAAGGCGCCGGGGCUCAGCUGGAAUCCCGAAGACUUGGCUAAGGACUCCCCUUUGGAACCAAGUGCCAUGGAAGCCCUGACGCAACUCCGAGAUAAGUACGCCGCAGGCGAGAGAAUAGGCUGGUGGAUUGUUUACAAUGGGGACCCAGACAGGGCUUUCCCUCACUCCGAGGAAGACGACAGUUAUGAUGAAUACGAUUAUGAUGAUGAUGACGAUGAUGGGUACACGGAAUCAAAUGGCGAUAGUGUUAGGAACUCAACAGCACCAGAAACACCUCCUAGCCCGGCGGCUCGAUUCCCCGUGAAGUUCGCCAGGUUUUUUGGCAGGUAAACGGCAAUAUACUACUAAUUACGGCGAACGAAUCUCACAAUCUCCCAUACCUUGCCAUUUCUUGCGGAAGGAGUCUUUCAUAACAUCUUGUCAUAGCAUUUGUAACCUAGGAGUAUCGGUUCUACAUCAGUUCAGUGUCAACAUUCGCAUCACAAAUGGUCAUUAAGUCUAUCGCUC
Aspergillus novofumigatus IBT 16806 is the source of this 1099-nucleotide messenger RNA. RefSeq lists its product as uncharacterized. Bases 296 to 922 code for a protein of 208 amino acids. The record is from RefSeq and is a predicted model, not a curated record. NCBI's taxonomy places the organism in Eukaryota, Fungi, Ascomycota, Eurotiomycetes, Eurotiales, Aspergillaceae. The transcript is spliced from 2 exons.